AUGUCGUUCUCUUCGGCAACGUCUUCUGAUGAUGUCUCCGCGUCGAUGAUGCAACACACCCUGCGAUCUCGCCCUAAGGCCGGCGCGUUCAACCUCGCGGAUGUCGCCGCUGCGGCGUUGGCGCGACCGCGAGCCCCGUGGACCGACCAAGAUGACGGCCCGGAUUACGCCGAGGCCUCGUGCUCGUCCUCGUCAUCCUCUGCGUCGUCUACGUCCUCCGUAUCCUCGUCGUCGAGUUCGAGCAUGUUCUCGUCGCCGCAAUCGACGGCGGUCAGCUCGCCCUCGACCUCGGCGGCCAGUUCGUGCCCCAUGUCGGCGAGCAACUCGUUCGAGGGGUUCGCGCUCCCGGCCCCGACGGCGCGCGUCGUCGCGUCGGCGCCACCAACGUCCGCAAUGGCCAAGUCGCUGCAGCCCGCCGAACCCAUCUUCUCUUCCGAAACAAGGACCCACUCUCGACAACGUUUUGCUCCAAAAUCUCCUCGAGCUGCCGAAAAAGCCGUUGCAGUUGACGAGCCCAGACGACCGGCCGAUGACGACUGGUCCGCCCAGGACUUUUCGCUCAAGCUCGUCUUCAAAACGCCCGAGGCGUCGUUCGCUCCGUCGAACCACAUCAACGACGACUCCGAGCACGUCGUCCCGCCUGCGUUCUUUCCUUCGCAAAGGAUCCACUUCCAGCCGUGGAUGCGCAUUGUCCGACCCGAUGGCCUCCCCUUCACCGCCAUCGCCGGCAUGCAACUCGGCGUCACGGGCAUGAUUGAUCUGCUCGACCCCCUGACAGGCAAGAUUGUGGCUCAGCGCAUGAUCGCCGACUUUUGCGUCGACCUUUCGACCGGCUUGAAGUGCUGGAAACGCGAUGCCCAAGCUGCUCGACACACGCAGGGGCUUGAGACAGAGCUGCCCGGUCAGGAGCGCCUCCCGCCGGGCACGUACAGCAUCCCUCUUAGCAUGAAGAUUCCAGUGACGAGCCGAAUGUGAGUCUUCUAUGCGCUAUACCUUGCGAGAUCCUCCCAUCAUGAGCUGUGACUGAUAUCAUAUCUCUCCGUGUAGGCCUCCAUCAUUCGAGUGCGCACAGUUCCGCAUCCACUACUCGAUGGCCCUCACCAUCACCGCGGCCGCCUGCGCGCCGAACGGAACCCCGCGUCGACUCAAGAUCUACUCGCUGCCCUUCCACAUCCUCCCUUCGACGCUCCCGGCACCUGCCCCCGAGCUGCCCGUGCUCAAGCAUGACCACCCCCUGGGCAUGCUCGCCUCGCUUGCACAGUCGUUCACCUUGCGAACGAUCCCGACUGGCUUCCACCAUGUCCACCCUUCGUUGCCGACGUCUCAUUUCUCGCCCGGCGGCCACGCUUCAAUCCCCGUGUCGCUGCGCAUCCGAGACCGACCCCUCGAGCCGACAGAUCUGUACAUCCGCCUCGCGCUCGUGCGCAAGACCUAUGUGCGCGACUCGACACGCUGCUCUCUGCACGACGCGAUCGAGGAGGAGUGGGGUGCCCCCGGUGUCAGCGUGCGCGAUCUCAACUACCCCGAGGAGAUGCUCGUCGAGCCAUGGUGCCGAGACGAGGAAGAGAUCGUAUCCCGAUGGGGCUGGAUCCCUUACUCGUCGCGACCUGGUGCGGACCCUACCGAGCUUGCUCAGGUCGACAUCAACGACAUUGCUCUUCCUCUCCACGGUCUAGACCCUUCGAACCCUGCGUGGGCACAUGGUUACUCGACCGAGCUCGAUCUCGAGCCCACCGCUGUCCCAACGCUGAAGCAAGGCGCGUGCUCGUGGUUCUCGCCCGUAUUCCGCACCCGACCCCCAGUCAUGCAAGAGUAUCGCCGUCAUUUGCACGUCUCGACGCGCUUCUACCUUUCGAUCGAGAUGGGUUUUGCCUCGCCUCAACUCGGAGCGACGCUGACCGAACUGAAGCGACUCUCGCCCGACCUUGACAUCCCGGCCCCCAACACGUUCACGUCCCCUCGAGCUCCCGCCACGUCGGACUUGAACGGGACCUCGGUCGUCAACCCCUUCUUCACACCCUCAUCGACGUUGCCGCCGGGAGCUGCAGCGAGGACUCGCCCCUCGCCUUCCCCUCUCGCCUUCCCCGGAACCAAGCGUGAACUGUUCAUCCCCAUUACGAUCGGUUCAGUCGCCGAACCGACCAUGUCGGCCUUGGCGCAACACGCUGAGCCUUCUUGUGCCCGUCAACGCGCCGAACGCGAGGCUCGCGAAGAGCGUGGCGAGGAUUUAAGGUCCGAAAUGGGUGAAGGGGCCGAAGGGGCUUGGAUUUGCGCACCUCCGGAUUACGAGGAGGCUCUCAAGAGGGUCCCCGCUUAUGUUCUUUGA
Microbotryum saponariae is the source of this 2326-nucleotide messenger RNA. The record is from the annotation of a GenBank genome assembly. NCBI's taxonomy places the organism in Eukaryota, Fungi, Basidiomycota, Microbotryomycetes, Microbotryales, Microbotryaceae.